AGCAAAAGUUCUUUUUGCGCCUCUUCGUGCGCAACUAUCAAUAGCUCGUCAUUGCUAUCAAUAGCUCUCCAACAAGACAGCAACUUCCGCAACGCCUUCAACUCUGCUGCAACUGCAUCGCAUUCCGUCCGAGCCAUAGGCGUCGUUGUCUCAAGUUGAGACCUUCAACUAACACUCGAGUACGGCCUCCAUGUCGGGCGAGUCGUCGCCGUCCGUGCCUCCACCGUCGGCCCCGGCUCAUCCGCCGUCCAGCGCCUGUAGACCCAAGCGCCAGACCUUUUCACGAUUCCUACGUCGCUCUCCGUAUGGCGAGCGCCGGUCACGCGCCGUGGCGCCCGCAGAUAACGCCGCCCAUGCACAUUCAAGUGCAGAAGGACACACACGCAAGCGACGCGGCGCUGGGGGCAAUGACCUCGCCACACGGAGACAGAGCGGCGCAACGCACGUGCGUUCAAUGCACCGCGUUCGCUUGGCGGUAGGCGAGUUCAUGCGGCAAUUAAGCGUCGAGCUAUUCUUCGUCAUGAUCGUGCUGUUCUACGGCGUCUUUGUGACGGUGCAGCUCACCAUGGCGGACGACACGCUGUCGUCAUACAAACUGGCGAUUGACGUGACGGACAUCACUGUGGGCUCCAUUUUACUUUUGGAGAUCUUACUCAAAGUGUUUGCCUACGGAUUGCACUAUUUGAAAGAUGUAUGGGCACUGUUUGACGCCCUGGUGAUCGUCGUCAGCUUCGUACUGGGCGUUGUAGCCGCCAUGGGGACCACAUCCACGGUUGUAGUAAAGAUUCUAAGACUACGCGUGAUUCUGCGUGUACUGAGAGUUUUGGUGGUGUUUGAGAGAGUGAAACAGAGAUCCAAGUCCAUGAACCUCAUGCAUUUAAACAAGGGAGCCAUCACGUCGCCCGUCGAACAGGUAUUGCGGAUUUUAAACGAACUGAGGUUCCAUCCAGCCAUCCGUCCGUCGUUGAGGGAUGGACUGGACUUUGCUAUCGACACUAUCAAGAAUAACAGACUGUACGACGCCAAUGAGGAAUUAUUGGCAGUGGAAGGAGUCGAUGACGAUACCCAGAACUGGUUACGUGGUGAGAUGCUUCGAGGAAAUGACAUGAACAAAGUACUGCCCGAUGCUACUGCUGAAGACGAUGAGAAUGAUCCGAAUCGUAAGCGUCGACGCUCAUCCGUCGGUAGCUCGUGCUCUGAAGGGGAGGGCGUCAAUGAUGGUGUUAGUGGCAGCUCGGAUGGUCGCGAAUCCAAAUCCUCGUCACCCCAUCGACACCACCAUGAACGCUCGCUCUCUCAUUCAAAUCGAGGAGCAACAAUGCGCGACCUUCUUCCAGUUUUGGACUCAGCAUCCGAUUUUGAGUUGCAGAAUCUGCUUCAAGGUUUAAAUUCCUGGAACUUUGACGUGUUCCGAGUGCACAUUGUAUCGGGUGGGAACGCAUUGAGUUACAUCGGCCACCAUCUUCUCUGUGACGCACCUUGUCAAGCUUUAAAUAUUGAGAGCAGCUUACUCGUGAACUUCCUAUUAGAGAUCCAACGCGGAUAUAUCGCCACAAAUCCCUAUCACAAUGCCAUCCACGCGGCCGAUGUGAUGCAGAGUGUGCACUAUUUCCUCACCCAGCCAGAACUGCAGCCAUAUUUGCGUCCUCUCGAUCGUGCUAUAUCCCUCAUCGCUGCAGGAGUCCACGACUUCAUGCAUGAUGGCUUUAACAACGGCUUCCACAUCUCAACAGCGUCCGAUAUUGCACUGCGAUAUAACGACCAUGCAGUGCUGGAAAACUAUCAUGUGGCUCAGUCUUUCUUGGUGAUGAAGAAUGCGGAUCUCAAUGUACUGGGCCAUCUAGCGCCAGACGACUUCAAGUACGCGCGUGAUAUGAUCAUUCAGAUGGUUUUAGCAACGGACAUGGCAAAGCACUUCGAAGACGUCGCACUAUUCAAGACUAACAUUUUAUCGGCUGCUUUAGACGAAGGUGCUGUAUUGGUGAAGAAUAUAGGCGACAAGAAGCUGUUACUCAAAAUGAUUCUUCACACUUGUGAUGUCUCUAACCCAGCCAAAGAGCGCGAGACAAUGUUGCGCUGGACCGAUCGAGUGGUGGAAGAGUUUUUCAUACAGGGAGAUAUGGAGAAGCAGCUUGGACUCCCCGUCUCGCCCUUCAUGGACCGAGACACGAUCGUAAUCAAAAAGAUGCAGGUCGGUUUUGCCGACUUCAUUGUUUCGCCGCUCUUCAGCGUUUGGGCGCAAAUCCUUGUCAAUGUCAACACUACGGCGUACCGCUGUUUACUUGCGAAUCGCGAGUUCUGGGCGUCACUUUCUGAAGACUUUAAACCACACAUGAUCAAGGACGUAAUUAGAGACCUCGGUGUACGGCGGCAACGCGACACUCUAACACAGAGUACAAUCCCGGAGGAGCAGGUAUCGCCGCGAUCACGCCGCAGCGUCACCAAUAUGCUGCUUGGGACAGAUGACGGGUGAUCAGACAAAGAGGUUAUUAAAUCUUUGGCAGAUUUUCGUUAAAAAACUUAGACUUUAUUUCGCUAAUGCGUAGUAUUUGUUGGCGACUG
Phytophthora nicotianae INRA-310 is the source of this 2562-nucleotide messenger RNA. RefSeq lists its product as hypothetical. Gene Ontology annotation, molecular function: 3',5'-cyclic-nucleotide phosphodiesterase activity; monoatomic ion channel activity. The transcript has a single exon. The coding region runs from base 191 to 2473 and encodes 760 amino acids. Gene Ontology annotation, biological process: monoatomic ion transport; signal transduction; transmembrane transport. Gene Ontology annotation, cellular component: membrane. The record is from RefSeq and is a predicted model, not a curated record. Lineage: Eukaryota; Oomycota; Peronosporomycetes; Peronosporales; Peronosporaceae.